AUGAAGGGCAAUCAUUUAGCUAUAGCUUUUGAUCGCGUAUCAUUGAUUUUGGCUUGUGUUCUUCCAACUGUCUCUGGAGCCAGGGCAGCUUCUACGCUUUCGGUAACGUCUCCUCUCGGUCCUGUAGUUGAUCUGGGCUAUGCUGCCUACGCAGGAAAUUCGACUUCCCCUGCAGGUACGUUGAACGGCAGUGUAGUGUUUUUUGGUGGCAUACCGUAUGCGCAACCUCCUCUGGGAGAUCUACGCUUUCGUGCUCCUCAAACACUGGAUGAGACUGUGGAUCGUAACAUGAAUGUUACCGUUGUCGAUGCGAGAAAUUUCGCUCCACCCUGCGUCCAGCAGCCCGCGGAAGUUGGUGUCGGCUCAGAAGAUUGUUUACACUUAAACAUAUGGAAGCCGGCCAAUGCGACUGCACAAUCCAAGCUUCCCGUCAUUGUUUAUAUCCAUGGAGGGGGAUUCGACGUCAGGGGCCCUGAAGGAUAUCCGCUGUACGAUUGGGUUGCGCAGCAUCCGAAUAUCGUGGGAGUGGGAAUCGCCUAUCGUCUGAAUGUGCUUGGCUUUUUGGCUGGCUCAGUGGUCGCCGCUGAUGGUGAUUUGAACACUGGCCUUCUUGAUCAACGCGCGGCUCUAGAAUGGGUGCAGCGUCAUAUCAAUCAAUUUGGAGGUGAUCCUGAACGUGUCACAAUCAUGGGUGAGAGUGCCGGAGGCGCCAGUGUAGUCAUGCAGACAGUUGCAUAUGGAGGUAAGCUGUCCAUGCGGAUUUUAACCUUCCUCGUCAAUAUAUUUACAAUCGGUGUCGGCGAGAAAGGCACGAAGCCGGUGCCUUUCAAACAGGCCAUACCUCAUUCCAUCGGCUAUGGCUCAAUGCUGGAUCCUCUUUCACCUCUUGCCGAGGAACUAUAUAAAAACUUUACUUUCGCUGUAGGCUGUUCAAACGCAACGGCUGAUACUCUAGGAUGCUUGAGGACCGCAUCGCUCGAGUCUAUUGUUACCGGAAUCAAUGCCAUAGGGGUCGGUCGUAUCGGACCUACAGUUGACGGCACUUUCAUCCCGGACCUGCCUUCGCGUUUGCUUCGUGAUGGGCGCUUCAACACUGUAGACCUUCUCGCGGGACACUGCACCAACGACGGGCGCACUUUCGCCGGCGGCCAACCUUCUCAGUUCGUCACUGAUGCGGAUAUUACUGCUCUCACGUUGUCCACCUAUCCAUUUCUUACGAAUCGAACUUUGGACGCGGUGUUCGACCUUUACCCAAAGGUCAAUGCGUCAGGCAGCCCAUUCUCCACCGAAUAUGACCUAGCUGGGACGAUUGCGGGAGAUGUCGUGUUCACUUGCAUGGACCAGUACAUGGCCGAUCGGAUGCUCGCGAAGGGAGCGAAGAGUGUUUAUACAUUCCGGUGGAAUGUUCCCGAUCCGGUACUUUUGGCUGCCAGUCCAUAUCUCGGCGUGAUGCACACGUCUGAUUUGUACUUCUUAUUCGAUGGUGUCAAUUCUGGGCCAAAUGCAGGGUUCACAUUCACGCCGUUCAACCAGCUACAUAGUCCGAGGCUGUUCUCAACAGAGAAGCUAUAG
Heterobasidion irregulare TC 32-1 is the source of this 1572-nucleotide messenger RNA. RefSeq names its product Carboxyesterase. NCBI's taxonomy places the organism in Eukaryota, Fungi, Basidiomycota, Agaricomycetes, Russulales, Bondarzewiaceae. The record is from RefSeq and is a predicted model, not a curated record. The transcript is spliced from 11 exons. Bases 1 to 1572 code for a protein of 523 amino acids.